UGAAUGUACGAUUUCCGAGCUCAUGUCCCAAAGUUUAGUAUUAUCACUAAGCCUAAAGAUUUUAGCUGGAAGCCUCCACGACUUGCUGUUCGUGAAAAAUCAGCGUAAAUAGCGAGCUUGAAGGAGGUCCGUGAACGCAGCACCACACAAGCGUAGAAGAUCGCAGCUGCAGCUGUUGGUGAAGAAAGCGGCGAGAUUCUCUGCAGCUUGAACCUCUCGCUCCAAAAAAUGUGGACAGAAGUGGAAAAAAACAAAAGCUCGGCUAUCGUCACCAGAAAUCUCAUCUCAAAGAUGAUCGACCCAGAUCUCAGAGAAGAGCUUUUAAAUGCAAAUGUUUCCACUGCUGCUGCCACCCGUCCCUCCUACACAGAGGACUCUUUAACCAGGAGCAGUGGGAUCAUACCUGGUGCGAUCGCAGCCUCUGUGUUCAUUGUUUUUUUGCUCGCUCUGUACGCCGUUCUCUGGAAGUGCAUGACGUCGCCACCAAAACGGAAAAGCAAGCGGAGAGUAAGGGCACAACAGAAGAUGCCCGUGUGAAGAGGUCGCUCACGUUGUCUGUUCAGCAUCUUUUUGAAACGUGGAUGAAAAUCAGGAACCAGAAUUUGUUCUCUGAAGACAAGUCUUUUAAAAACCGUUCACAGAAAUGACUGAGUUAGCUGGAUGUCGCUGGUGUGCCUGAGCGGUGGUCUGCUGGGGCCUUUGUUGACUCAAAGGCUGAUGAUGAUGUGAAGCGGUUCUGGCAGGUCAGGCUGUGCUCUUAUUUUUACCCUAACUGUUACACUACUGAGGGGGAGGGGGCGUGGUUAAGGCCACACCUCUCUCCACUGUCCAAUGAGCCGAGUGCUAAGAAAGACAGGCUAUAUUUUGUUUUUUUGUGUGGCAAUUCCUGCAGUUUUACGUACAAAUAAAAAGUGGAUGCUACAUUUUAAUGAUUCAUUGUAAAUCCAACAUGACAUAAAUUGAUAUAUUGUGCAUUUUAAUAUAUUUUUGACCAUAAAUUUUCUAGAAAAAUCACAUGUUUUGUUUUGUGUGACAUAUAGAAUUGUAUAUGAGUGCUGUGAUUGGAACGAUAAUGAUUGAAAAAUAAAUUUCUAAGAACUUUU
Molecule: messenger RNA, 1103 nt
Organism: Fundulus heteroclitus (mummichog)
Lineage: Eukaryota; Metazoa; Chordata; Actinopteri; Cyprinodontiformes; Fundulidae
Exons: 5
Coding region: 229-537 (102 amino acids)
Source: RefSeq, a predicted model, not a curated record